AUGUCUAUUCAAAUGGCUUCUCGCUCUAUCUUCCGCCUCACCUCUCUCCGAAACGCGUUCCAGCCAGUGCCCUGGAGUCGGGCUGGUCAUCGCAGUAUAGCAUCAGAAGCACGAAAGGAGUUUCUUUGUAUUGUUCCCGACAAGCCCAAUUCUAUUGAGAUACGGAAACAGGUUCGACCGAAACACCUCGAAGCAGCGAAAGGACUUGUAGCAUCUGGAAAACUUGUCGUAGGCGGGGCUAUGCUUGAGUCUCAUCCCAUGGAGGGACAGUCGAUGUCGUUCAAGGGUAGUAUGCUCAUUUAUACCGGACGCAGCUUGGAAGAUGUCCAGGAGAUGAUGAUGAGUGAUGUGGUGGACCCGAGCCUCGGGUCGCGGAACCGACAAAAGUCCUAUAAAUGCGCUGCCGGAACAGAAUUAAAUCCAGGCAAGGAUACGUAUCGGAAUCUGAAAGAAACGGGAGAAUGUGUCCUCAACACGGUUUCGGAGAACAUGAUCGUGGCCGUGAAUGUGGCGUCGAUCGAUGCGCCGUAUGGGGUGUCGGAAUGGGACAUAUUAGGCCUUUAUAAGGCGCCCACCACGACCGUCAAACCAGCCAGGGUCCAGGAUCUGUGUUCUCGAUCGAGGGCAAAGUGGUCGACAUCAAGGAAUUCACCGAUCAUGUACAACCCGGCAUGA
Molecule: messenger RNA, 675 nt
Organism: Aspergillus tanneri
Lineage: Eukaryota; Fungi; Ascomycota; Eurotiomycetes; Eurotiales; Aspergillaceae
Exons: 5
Coding region: 1-675 (224 amino acids)
Source: RefSeq, a predicted model, not a curated record